AUGACCAUAGUUUGGUAUCUUGGAUGGGCCAGACAUGAACAGAAUGUAGCUGCUCCUGCAGCAUUCCGUGAUGAGGUGAAUUUUCGGGAUGGUUCUUACGACGCAAAUGACGAUUUCGCCGAAUCGGUAGCGCAACCGAAUACAAAAAAUGAUGAGAGUUAUCAUUACGAAGAGAACCUUGCAUCUGAAAUUCAAAAUGAAGAAAAUAUCGUUGAAGGUGACGUAUUUGCCGCUUCUGAAUUGCUACCAGUUGCAGAGAAAUUAAUUGCCAAAGUUGGGAAAGGCAUUGUCAGCUCAGCAAAGAAUUCUCAACAUUUAGCCGACAAAUUGUUUGAACAGUUCUGAUGCUGUGGUAACGACGCUGGCAGUGCCGCCAAUCAAAUUGUAUUACCUACCUCACUUGGCUUUUGAUGCUUGUUGCAGGCAAUCCUGUUUAAGAAAUAAUUACAUAUCCAAUAUAAGUCCAAUAUUAUUAUUGCAAUGUCUUCAUUACUACAUAUUAUAAAACAAAGUCACUUUCUCUGUCCCUUUAUCCCCCUAUGUAUGCUUCAAUCUUUAAAACUACGCAACUAAAGGUUUUUUUCAUUCAAAAGAAAGGUUUUCAUGUACCUAUAUUACAAGACAACGCGCGUGAAGCCGCUGGCGGAAAGCUAGUCAACAUAAAUGGUGAUAUAAUAUAAUAAUAUUAGACGUCAAGUAGAUAGUACAAUGGUAAAAUGCAAGUCGUUUAGAUUCUAUUGAGAUGCAAUUAUUACGCAACUAUUAGUAGAAUUAGCCUGCUUUUUGGUAUUUUUUGAUUGGCUACACUGCUGGAGUAGAUGUCAUGUCAUAGCAUCAAGUUUAAUUUUAGCUUUCGACAUAAGUGGUUUGGACGCUCUACAAGCCCUAGCUCUAAGCGGAGAAGUUGGAAUAAGUCUCGUGGAUGAAGAAGUAGAAAAAAUAAUAGAGAGUCGAGUUAUAAACCUGAGACCAUCUCCGGGAGGAAAGGAAUUGGAAAGGCUGGAGUCAUUGGCUGAAUAUUUUCAUAACAUCGUUAUGGCUGAAGCUUUAAAAUCAAAAUCUACAACGCCGGUUUAUGCUGAAAAUAUAAAUGAAGAUUCUACCAUAGUUCCAGAAUCGGAACAGGACAAUGACACUCUUAGCCAGGUAACUUUAAUGCUUUUAAUUUUUAUUCUAUGUACAGUCAUAUAAGAAUAUAAAUCUGUCAAAUUAGCCCACUUGAUUUUAAACCUUAAUGCAUUGCGGGUGAAGUUAAAAAUUAACUGAGGACAUUUGAUAUAUAGUGGUUUAGAAUUUUACACAGUGUAGAAAAAAAUUGUAAAAAUGUAAGAAAACGUUGUACGCCACCCAAUCAUCUACUAG
Messenger RNA from Diatraea saccharalis (sugarcane borer), 1362 nucleotides. The record is from the annotation of a GenBank genome assembly. Lineage: Eukaryota; Metazoa; Arthropoda; Insecta; Lepidoptera; Crambidae.